Molecule: messenger RNA, 1494 nt
Organism: Colletotrichum higginsianum IMI 349063
Lineage: Eukaryota; Fungi; Ascomycota; Sordariomycetes; Glomerellales; Glomerellaceae
Product: Acyl-CoA dehydrogenase domain-containing protein
Exons: 5
Coding region: 1-1494 (497 amino acids)
Molecular function (GO): oxidoreductase activity, acting on the CH-CH group of donors; flavin adenine dinucleotide binding
Source: RefSeq, a predicted model, not a curated record
AUGUCGCCCUCAACCUCGGCCCGGAUCGUACACAUACGUGUGCCACAAGAUCAUCACGAAUCGAAGGGGGGUCGUGAACCGCGAUUCCUCGACCCUGUCAAUACCACAAGCAUCGGUUCCCCUUCCCCUUACCCCCCCCCCCCCCCCCCCCCCCCCCCUUUGAGUAAAUCACUAAGAUACAAAAAAGAAAUGCCUUCCGACAAGGCCGUCGCGGAGCCGUUUGGCAACCGCGCUCCAUUUGCGGAACCGUCCUGGUACAACGCCCUGGCCUCGCCGUAUUACAAGGAAUCCCAUCGACGGGUGCGCGAUCACGUUCGACGAUACGUCGACGAGCACAUCGCGCCGAACAUCCAGGAGUGGGAGGAAAACGGGCACGUGCCGGACGAGGCCCGGCUCCGGUACGCCCGGGCGGGCCUGGCGUUUCCUGAGCUGCCGGGCGAGUACCGGGGAGGUGUGCCCUUGCCGGGCGGGGUUUCCAUCGAGGAAUGGGACACCUUCCACUCCCUUGUCUUGGGCUAUGAGCUGAGCAAGAUAUGGGCCGCCGGCGUGUCGGCGGGCCUCUCCGGUGGCACGACCAUCGGGGUUCCUCCGGUCAUCCACCACGGCACCGAUGAGCAAAAGAAACGUUGGCUCCCAGGGAUCUUUACCGGGCAGACAAGUUUUUGUCUCGGUUGCACGGAACCUACUGGUGGAUCAGAUCUAGCGAACCUAAGAACCACGGCGGUCAAGACGGAGGAUGGCGCAUACUACGUCGUGAAUGGUCACAAGAAAUGGAUCACGGGCGCCUUGCGGGCGACUCAUAUGACAACUGCCGUACGGACGGGGGAGCAGGGAACGGGCGGGAUCUCCGUCCUCGUCAUCCCCCUCGAUCUCGCAGGGAUCUCACGGCGCAAGAUCAAGAACACCGGCUGGAAUGCAGGUGACAGCACAUGGGUGACGCUCGAGAACGUCAAAGUACCCGCGGACCACCUCAUCGGGCAAGAGAAUUCCGGCUUCCGCUACAUCAUGACAAACUUCAACCAAGAGCGUUUCCUCCUCGCGGUGCUCAUGAACGGGCAGGCCCGGAUCUGCCUCGAAGACGCGUGGGCCUACGCCAUGGACCGCCAGACUUUCGGCAAGCCCCUGAUGGCCCACCAGAGCAUCCGCCACAAGCUCGUCGCGAUGGCGCGCUACGUCGAGUCGCACUGGGCCUGGCUCGAGCAGAUCGCGUACCACGCCCAGCGGGCGGACGGCGGACGCAUGGGCGCCGAGCUGGCGUCGAGGAUCGCGCUGGCCAAGGUCCACGGCGGGCGUCUGCUGGAGCUCGCGAACAGGGAGGCGCAGCAGGUCUUUGGCGGCGCGGCGUACCAGCGCGGCGGGGUCGGCGCGCGGGUCGAGCAGAUCGGCCGGGACCUGAGGGUGAACAUCGUCGGGGGCGGCAGCGAGGAGAUCAUCUCGGACUUGGCUGUGCGGCAGGAGAUUGGCGCGGCCGUGGGCAGGGGCGCCAAACUGUGA